GCCAACAGGAAUUUCUUUUCCUAGCCCAGUAAUGCAAGCAAAGAACAAAAAGAUAAGUCACGUUUUAGGCAAGUAAUCAAGAAAGGAAAGUUCUCUCCUUUUGGGUUUCUACUUUCUACCAUCAUUAAGUACAGAUAAUCAUCAUCAGAUUCACCACAAAUCACUGUCCUAACCCCGGAUUCGUCCUUGAUUAGAGCCACCAUGCAAGGCCUUCUGCAAGCAGUGAGAUCAUGUCGUGAAAAGCUAAGGCUUGCGGUUCUAGGGCAAUCACAGGCAAGAAAUGCAGGGGAGUUCAAGGGAUCAAAGGACAUAAUGGUGAUGGAGUCUCCAAGAAUGCAGCUCAAGGGACUGGAGAACACGACGGUAUCAGAUGUAUUGAUGACCAAAGGAGGAGAGAAAGCGGGUUCAUGGCUUUGCUGUAAAAUGGAUGACACGGUUUAUGCUGCUGUAAAACAAAUGGCUCAAAACAACAUUGGGUCCUUGGUGGUUCUGAAGCCUGGAGACCAUCACCAGAUAGCAGGAAUCAUUACAGAAAGGGAUUAUCUCAAGAAGGUGAUUGUGCAAGAUAGAGCAUCCAAAUACACAAGAGUUGGAGAUAUUAUGACUGACCAGAGCAAGUUGAUAACAGUUGCAUCCGACACAAACAUUCUACAAGCUAUGCAGAUCAUGACAGAGAACCAAAUAAGGCAUGUCCCAGUGGUAGACGGAAAGAUUGUGGGUGUGGUCUCAGUUGUGGAUAUUGUCCGAGCAGUAGUGGAGCAGCAGAGAGGAGAAGUUAAGCAACUAAAUGAAUUCAUCAGGGGAAAUUACUAUUGAUGAAGUACACAUCUAAGACACCGUAUACUACACCUUGCCUUAUGACUCUACAUUGUCUGAAGCACAAAGCAAAUAACCAAAUAACUGGAGAAAUCCACUCGAUCAACUGUAACUCUACAUUGCCUGAAGCACAAAGCAAAUAGCUAAAGAAACACAGAAAUCCACCCUGUCAAUUGUAAUUCGAGCUAUAUUCUUGCAUAUGAGGAUAUUAUGUGUAAAAGACAGAUUUAUUAUCCAGUACCCACUUUCACUAGUGAUGUUUUA
This is a messenger RNA of Ipomoea nil (Japanese morning glory), 1080 nucleotides long. Its product is annotated as CBS domain-containing protein CBSX3, mitochondrial-like. Lineage: Eukaryota; Viridiplantae; Streptophyta; Magnoliopsida; Solanales; Convolvulaceae. The transcript has 6 exons. Bases 202 to 816 code for a protein of 204 amino acids. The record is from RefSeq and is a predicted model, not a curated record.